Molecule: messenger RNA, 190 nt
Organism: Racocetra persica
Lineage: Eukaryota; Fungi; Glomeromycota; Glomeromycetes; Diversisporales; Gigasporaceae
Source: the annotation of a GenBank genome assembly
AUGCCUCGCCACUAUAGUAAUCAUCGUCUUACUCGCGGCCAAGCUAGUGGUUCUUCUGAUCCUUUACAUGUCCGUCGUAUUCGUCAACUCGAACGGGAAUUAGUAAAUAUGAGAGAAGAACGUGAUUCUUGGAUGGAGCGAGUAACCUCUAACGUUUCUGACAAUUACUUUCAUGAAAGUCGAUAUGACC